This is a messenger RNA of Amoebophrya sp. A120, 729 nucleotides long. Lineage: Eukaryota; Dinophyceae; Syndiniales; Amoebophryaceae. The record is from the annotation of a GenBank genome assembly.
UGGGAAAACGGUUCGCGCGAAGCAGGGAGUGCUCAUCCGGUAAAUGAGGUGCUGAUCCAGCGAGGGAAUCGCUCAGCAUAUCUUCGCCAAUCUAUUUCUUUGUGUUGACAUGUAUGAAAAGAACAAGCAAUAAUUUAAUGGACUGGACAAUGUCGACGAAUUUUUAUUUUUCAAAUGACCAGAUUCUUCGCCGUUCUCCAGCACGGACAGUGCCAAUGAUUCUUCUCCAUCCUCGGAGAGCGAUGUCGCGUGGUCGCCCAGCGUACCCCUGCCGCGACCCCUGCCUCAUGCUAUUCCGCACCUUCGCAGUCGCGGCAAACCCAUCCGUCCAGAUGUUCGGGUAUUUUGUGCGUUUUGGUGUACGUAGUUGUAGAUGCGUUGAUGGAGUUUGGGUCACAAUUACUUCACCACCAGGUUUGAUAAGCUACUUCGCUCUUUCUAUAAAUGUUGGCAGAUUUUUUGUUGCCUUUUGGGAUUUGCCAAGUCCCCGCUCGUAGAAAUGAAUAAGAAGACCAAGAACUAUUGAUUACUACCCCACGUCAGGGAAUCACUUACGUGCCCGGCUGGAAGUACAUGAAGUUGUUCUUGCUGGAGAAGGCGCGCUCAAAGGAUAAGCUUGAGGAUGAACACGCACGAAGAGGGUUGGUGAGCUACGAGGACCAAGAUAAUGUCUACGUUUUGAAGAAGAAAGUGUUCGGCACGCGUAAGGUCCCAGUACCAUCAAAGGAC